UUCGCCGCUGGCUUUAUUUUCUCGUCCAUUCCUCUGCUCCUCCGCCUCUUUCUGCUGUCGUGCGAUUCACGUCGGUCCGCCUCGCACGCUGCCGAAUCUGUUCUCGCUCCUAAGAUAGGGCGUGUCGACGGCCGUACACUACUUGCUAGCCAGCAUCGUGUUUCGGUUUUCCCUUUCACCCGAGUAGCUUGUCUCGUCCAUAGCUCCCUCCAUUCGCAUCUAUCGUUCAGUACCACACCCGGUUUUCCCGCGCUACACGUUAUCCUCCGAAUUCCUGACGUCUCUCAAACAUGGCUCUCAUUGGCGCUUCUUCCGCUCGCUUACCUCUUAGACAUGCCACGUCAGCAAUGAAACCGGCAACACCAGUAGCCUCAGCAGCAAAGGCUCUCAGGACCACCUUUUUCUCGCCUAGGCUUAAUGCUUUCAGCGGCUCGAGGCGACUGAUAGUUAGCGGCGGCAGCGGGUGCAGUCCUCGCGGGUCACGGAGAGCGCAUGGGGUGGUUGAUCGACGGACCAGUCGGGCCGUGGAGGCGUCGGUGUCGGCGCGUGAUGCGACGGAUGCGACGGAUGCUGCGAGUGCAGCGAUGGCAGAUGCGACAGGACUAGGGAAGGCGGUUCGCGACGAUUUCCCGAUUCUGCAUCAGGAGGUGCCAGGCGGCCAGCAGUUGGUGUACCUAGACAGUGCGGCGACGUCACAGAAGCCACUGCAUGUGAUCAACGCCAUGGAUGACUAUUACCGCCGAUACAAUGCCAAUGUGCACCGUGGUGUGCACUAUCUCAGCAUGCUGGCAACAGAGGAGUACGAGAAGGCGCGGGAGAAGGUAGCUCGUUUCAUCAACACGGCAGAGGGCCCCUCGGAGAUCGUCUUCACGCGCAACGCCAGCGAGGCCAUCAACCUGGUCGCAUACUCCUGGGGCCUCUCCAACCUCGCCCCAGGCGACGAGGUUCUCCUCACAGUCGCCGAGCACCACAGCAACAUCGUCCCCUGGCAGCUCGUAGCCCAGAAAACCGGGGCGGUUCUGAAGUUUGCCCCGCUGAAAGUGCCUGAGGAGUCGGAGAGGGAGGGGCAUGCGGGGGGGGCGGAGGUGGACUAUGAGCGGCUGCUGGAGAUGAUUGGGGGGAGGACGAAGCUGGUGGCGGUGCACCAGGUGUCCAACGUACUAGGCUCAGAAUCUCCAGUGGAGCUGAUCCGUGAGAGAGCACAUGCAGUGGGAGCAAAGGUGCUGCUAGACGCAUGCCAGUCCGUGCCGCACAUGCCGGUCGAUGUGCAACAGCUGGGGGUUGACUUCGCUGCGGUCUCCUCCCACAAGAUGUGUGGCCCCACGGGCAUCGGGUUCCUCUAUGGGCGAUCGGACGUGCUCGCCUCGAUGCCUCCCUGGAUGGGCGGGGGCGAGAUGAUUCAGGACGUGUUUCUGGACCACUCCACCUAUUCAGACCCGCCUGCCAGAUUUGAAGCUGGCACCCCAGCCAUCGCCGAGGCGAUAGGGUUGGGAGCAGCGGUGGACUACUUGACAGCCAAGGGCAUGGAUAACGUGCAUAAUUAUGAGAUGCAUCUAUCAGAGUAUCUGUACAAGCAGCUCUCAGCCGUCGAUCGGGUGCGCAUCUACGGCCCUCCUCCACCGUCGCUGCUCCCAGGAGGCCCGUCCGCCCUCCACAGGGGCCGAGUGGCGGCUCUCUGCACGUUCAGCGUGGAUGGCAUGCACGCCACAGACGUGUCUUCCUUUCUCGAUCAACAGCACGGAGUGGGCAUCCGCAGUGGACACCACUGUGCGCAGCCCAUUCACCAAGGGAUCGGCAUCAAUGCGAGCGCACGGGCGAGUGCAUACAUCUACAACACCACGGAGGAGAUCGAUGCGUUCAUUGUUGGACUCAAGGACACCAUUGACUUUUUCGUCAACUUCUCGUGAUCAAUGCUAGUACCAUUACUACAAUCAUAUUUGAAGAAUGUGUUACAAUACUUGUAAUGCAUGACGUCAUCUUGAAUACACAAUGAAAAAGGGAGAUUGUUAUAUAUUUAUAAUACAUACAAUGAAUGAGG
Molecule: messenger RNA, 2038 nt
Organism: Closterium sp. NIES-67
Lineage: Eukaryota; Viridiplantae; Streptophyta; Zygnematophyceae; Desmidiales; Closteriaceae
Source: the annotation of a GenBank genome assembly